CUACGUCUUGUUAGCGCUAUUACGUCAUUUACAUGGUUUGGGCAAAUGAAAUUAAACAAAUUCUUUGUAAAUUAACAAGCAAAAUGAUUUUUAGACAAACAAACAUGAAAUCGACUAAUGACUUUCAAUGUGUUACCUUUACCAAAUUUCUUCUCAAUUUACUAAAAUUGGAAGUAGUUAGUUGUUGGAGUAAUUUAUAUGCAGAGGCAUACAUUGAAACAGAUAAUGGUUUACUUUCCAGCGAAGACAAUGAAGGAAAAAGACAAUAUUACCAUCUAAAGUUAGAUAAAGAAUUGACUCCAGUUAGUGGACUACUAGAAAUCAAGAUCUUGGACAGCUGUUUCAUCCUAGCUUUUAGGACUCUUCACCAGUAAGCACCAAAAACUAGGACGAAAUAGCUGUCCAGUACCCUCUGAUUUUCAAUGG
Messenger RNA from Trichobilharzia regenti, 426 nucleotides. The record is from the annotation of a GenBank genome assembly. Lineage: Eukaryota; Metazoa; Platyhelminthes; Trematoda; Strigeidida; Schistosomatidae.